CAGUUGACAUGUGUCUGUCACAUUUGAUACAUAGUGUCUGUUCACUGCUGUCAUUUAUCAAACUAAUACAAACGUAUUUUUGUAAUAUCGAUGUGUAAUAAAAUUUAAGUUAUUAAAAUGAAUCAAACAAUAAACGUUGAUCAACUAAAUUCCGCCUUAACAUCAUUAAGAACUCUACGAUCUAGUGUUAGUCAUGUAUUUGAAACCUUAUCGAAUGGCCUCAGAGCCGACCACGGUGAAGACGGGAAAGACAAAUUUCUGUUAGAGCUCCAGGAACUUCUUAACAAUGUGAACAUUAACGUUAGAGACUUGGAACAGACAGUGAAUGGUUUACCGAUACCUACGGCACCAUUCAAUUUAGGAAACACUACGUUUUUAAGCCAAGAAACUACACAGGACCGGCAAGCGUUGUAUACUCAAUUAGUAAACAGUUACAAGUGGACGGAUAAGAUACACGAAUACAGCUCGUUUGCUCAUACGCUGUUAAGUCAAAACUCUCUAAAGAGAUCGAACCUCAAUUCGGGCAGCACAAAACGUCGGGGGAAAUUACACAGUAACCACAACGUGGCUCCGCUACAAGUGGACAACGUCAUAAAUAACAUCGACAGAUCUUACAAUGAUAUGAAAAUAACGAUAUCCCGGCCGUUCGCUAGCAAUGCCGUCGUCCAAAUCAACUUGAGCCAUGUAUUGAAAGCAGUUGUAGCAUUCAAAGGGCUCUUAAUGGAGUGGGUGAUGGUGAAAGGUUAUGGGGAGACACUCGAUCUGUGGACAGAAUCGCGUCACAAUGUGUUCCGGAAGGUUACAGAAAAUGCACAUGCAGCUAUGUUGCACUUCUAUUCCCCAAUGCUUCCAGAAUUAGCUGUGCGCUCGUUUAUGACUUGGUUACACAGUUAUGUGAAUCUAUUUAGUGAGCCAUGCAAGAGAUGUGGAUGUCAUUUACACCACACAUCCAUGUUGCCGCCAGCCUGGCGUGACUUCCGUACCCUUGACCCGUUCCAUGAUGAGUGCAAACAAUAGUCCAUGUGGUAUUGAAUGGGAAAGAGAGGAUGCGGUCGUGGGUAGCUUUCUCAUUCAAUACUAAAAAUAUAAUACGAACUGCUUAAUGGAUUGUGAACUGAAUUGUGUAAAUAUUUUAUUUAUUGUAUGUACAAUGUAUGUAAGCGAUUAUAUAUGAAAUAGUUUUGAAAUAUUAAAUGUUUAUUCAAUCUCUUAAUCCAAAACUGUCAUACUGAUUAUGGUUACUUAUACAAAUAGUUAUGAUAAUUAAUUCUUUCACAGCAGAUACAAUGGAUAUAACGCUUGGUAUUGUGAUUAUUUUUUCUUAUUUUUUUUUACUCUAAUCUGUCUCCUUUGUGGGACUUACCUUAGUAGUAUCUGACCUGUCACAUCCUAAUUGUUAAAAGUAGCUGCGUUUACUGUAAUUCUAUUAAAUGUUUAAGAUUUACCCAUAUAUAUGUGAUAUGCCCGACAAUUGAUUAACCAAUAAGUUGAAUUUUGCACAUACUAAGUUGCACUUAAGUUAUAAGAAAUAUCACUUUCACUUAUAUUGAAAAUGACAUUUUAGUGUAACUAGAAUAUUU
This is a messenger RNA of Zerene cesonia (dogface butterfly), 1580 nucleotides long. RefSeq names its product mediator of RNA polymerase II transcription subunit 27 (gene MED27). Gene Ontology annotation, cellular component: mediator complex. The record is from RefSeq and is a predicted model, not a curated record. Gene Ontology annotation, molecular function: transcription coactivator activity. Gene Ontology annotation, biological process: regulation of transcription by RNA polymerase II. The transcript has a single exon. Lineage: Eukaryota; Metazoa; Arthropoda; Insecta; Lepidoptera; Pieridae. Bases 118 to 1017 code for a protein of 299 amino acids.